AUGCAUCCGACAACACGAUAUCCCUUAUACAAAAAGGACAAGAUUAGAUACACGAUUAUCUUAGCUACCGAGCAAAAUACAAGAACUAAUAAGAUCGAAUUGCAAAGCAACCUCGUCCAUUACUUUUCGGUAAAAUGCUCCCGAAUCACUAAGAGCGUAUUAGCUUCCGAAGUAUAUAGUAUAAUAGCUAAAGUAGAUAUUGCAAUUGCAAUAAGUAUUACGCUUGCAAUAAUCACUAAACAACUCGGCAUACCUAUCAUUCUAAUAAUCAUUCUUAUUAAUUCUUACUCCUUUUAUAAGUGCUUAGUCAAGCUUAAUACUACGAAAGAAAAACGCUUAAUAAUCGAUAUCAUAGCGCUCAAGCAAUCUUACGAAAAGAAGGAGCUUACGGAAGUUCGAUGGAUUGCUAAAAAGCAUAACACCGCCGACGCAAUAACAAAGAAAACACCUAAUAAAGCACUAAAAACCUUCUUGGAUACGAAUAAGCUGAAAGUCAAACUGGAAGGUAGAGGAGCGAAAGGUUUGUUUCUGGAGAGUGAAGUCCGAGGUCCGGCCCGAGAGAAUAGGGGAAAAAGAGUUGGAGAGUCCGAGAGCGAACAUACUACCGGUACAGUAGUCCAUACACGUACAAUAUCCACUUUAGAAAAGGGGCCAGGUAAGGUUGCAACGAAUAUUGCUAUGAUAUUCAAAACUAGAUGCAUAGAUCGGCGUAAUCGAGAUCUUUAA
This is a messenger RNA of Drepanopeziza brunnea f. sp. 'multigermtubi' MB_m1, 726 nucleotides long. Lineage: Eukaryota; Fungi; Ascomycota; Leotiomycetes; Helotiales; Drepanopezizaceae. The record is from RefSeq and is a predicted model, not a curated record.